AUGGCUUGGCUUGAUGCGCCUGGGGUAUACAGUCUUGCUUCUCGCGUCCUUGUUGACAAGAUGUACGAGCACAGGGCUCGCGGCCUGGACAACAGAAUUAAUGUCACCAUGAUCCCUCGAUAUCAUCCAGCCGACCCAUCCACGACAAGCUUCAAACAGGCAGACAAGACAUCCGACAUAGCAUACAUAUGUCAUACCUCAGGAACAUCGUCGGGCCUCCCAAAGCCCAUUCCGCAGACCCAGUUCGGUGUCAUGGGCGCACUCUACAGCUUCCCGGGAAAAGACAAACCGGCCACCUUUUCCACCACUCCGCUCUACCAUGGAGGGUUUCCAGACUGUCUGAGGUCAUGGACCAGUGGCGCUGCAAUCUGGUUCUUCCCCGAGGGGCACGCGCCAAUUACUGGAAGCAAUAUCCUCAAAGCGCUCCAGUACGCGAGAGACAAGAGUCCAAGUCCAGUUCAAUACUUUUCCUCGGUCCCAUAUGUUCUUCAAAUGCUUUCCGAAGAAUAUGAGGGCCUUGAAAUCCUCCAAUCCAUGGAUCUGGUUGGUGUCGGUGGCGCUGCCCUCCCCCCUGCGAUAGGCGACAAGCUUGUGGGCGCCGACGUGAAUCUUCUAUCGCGAAUGGGAAGCGCGGAAUGUGGAUUUUUGAUGUCUUCGCAUCGCGAUUUCGCUAACGAUAAAGAAUGGCAGUUUCUCAGACCCAUCGACGACCCGAAGCUCAUUUCUUUUGAGCCGCGCGACAAUGGUCUUUCAGAGCUCGUGGUCAAGCCAGACUGGCCGUUCCUGAUCAAGACAAACCGCGAAGAUGGAUCUUACGCCACCUCUGACCUCUUCGAGCCACAUCAAUCGAUCAAGAAAGCCUGGCGCUAUCAUAGCAGAGCCGAUGCGCAAAUCACGCUUGGAAACGGAAAGAAGUUCGACCCUUCACCUGUCGAAGACAGUAUAUUGGCUUCGUCAAAGUUACUCCAGGAUGUUCUCAUUUUUGGUGGUGGAAGAGAUUACGCUGGUGCUCUUUUGUUCCCUGCUGAAAACGUUAGUAGUGGAGAGGUGAUUGAUUCAGUUUGGCCUCAAAUCGAGCGCAUGAAUAGCGAAAGUCAAAGCCACGCUCGAAUCACAAAGGCAAUGUUGGUUGUUGUCCCUGUGAAGGAGGGCGAGAAGGCGUUGGAGAAAAGCAGCAAGGGUACCAUUCUUCGACGACAGGCUGAAGAGCGAUAUGCCAAGGAGAUUGAAGGCGCUUACGAGCACAGAAGGUCAUCAACGUCGAAGGGUGUAUCGGAUGAUGAACUGGCGCAAACGGUGCGAUUCUGCUUUCACCAGGUGCUGGGACGAGAUGUCGACCCCGAUCAGGACUUGUUCAAACAAGGUAUUGACUCAAUCGCGUGCAUCCAAAUUCGCAAACUCAUCGAGCAGUCUUGUCUUUCACCUCGCAAUGAGCCAUUGCCUUUGAACGUCAUUUACGAUCAAGGUACUGCGAAUGGUCUUAUUAAGUAUCUUCACGACGCCAGGCAAGGAGGCCACCAUCAUAGCCGAAGUGCCCGAGAUACAGACAUCAAGGUAAUGCAGGACCUAGUCAAAAGGUACAGUAACUUUGGUGAAACCGAGGCAGUAUCUGGUCGACAGCCAGGAAAAGCCGUCCUUCUUACCGGUGCCACUGGGUUUCUCGGGUCGCAUAUCCUCGAUCUUCUUCGAAAUGACUCUCAGGUCGACAGGAUUUACUGUCUACUCAGAGCGGACGAUCUAUAUACUGCGCAAGAACGGGUCUCCGAUGCGCUGAGCCAACGUGGCAUGCAUGGACUUGAGCAAUCCGAACAAAGCAAAGACAAAGUCGUCUGCCUCCCGUGCAAUCUCACAGAAAGCGAUCUGGGACUAUCUGACGAUACGCACAAAGACAUUAUAAAUAACGUCGGAACAAUAAUCCACUCCGCCUGGGCAGUCAACUUCAGUCUUCAUCUACCUUCCUUCGAAGAUCAAAUCAUCAGCACACGAAACCUAGCGGCACUCGCUGCUCAAUCCGGCGCUCGAUUUAUCUUCGUUAGUUCCAUCGCAGCGGUCAGCGACUCCAAAGCGAAGCCAAUUCCCGAGAAGUUGUCACAGGAUCCCAGUGAGGCGUCCCCUCUGGGCUACUCGCGGUCGAAAUGGGUAGCGGAACAGAUUUGUGACGCUCUGAACAAGAAGGCAGAUAGUGAUGAUGCUAUCGCUACCAUUGUUCGCGUGGGGCAGCUUUGCAGUAAUGAAUCGGGAGUCUGGAACGCCAAUGAAGCAUAUCCCUUGCUCCUUUCAACUGCAAAGAUCACAGGGUGCCUACCAAAUAUUCCCAACGAGACACUCAACUGGCUUCCCGUUGAACAGGCUGCACAGGCCGUCAUCGAAGUCGCGCGUUCUGACCAGAAACCGGACAAUAGCAAAUCUUCGAAAACGCCAGUUUACCACAUUCUCAAUCCCCAUACCACACCAACAUGGACAGAAAUGCUUGACUGGCUCUCCUCUAGCAUCGGAACACUAGAGUUUGAGAAGGUCUCGCCCCGAGAAUGGAUCAAACGCUUGGAGAAGGCCCUUGGCGAGAGGAGUGCUGGUCAUCUAGCGCAAGCACUUCUUGAGCUAUGGAAAGAGUCUUACGGACUUAUGAUGGAUGACGUGGUGACUACAAAUACAACUACUGAUGAAUCACCGUUUGAUGUUGAGAGGACACGAGAGGUAUCAGCCACGAUAAGGAAUGUCCAGCCGUUGGAUCGAGAGCGGUUGAUCCAGACAUGGAAGUGGGUGAAUGACACCUUCGAGAGUUAG
This is a messenger RNA of Fusarium pseudograminearum CS3096, 2784 nucleotides long. RefSeq lists its product as uncharacterized. The coding region runs from base 1 to 2784 and encodes 927 amino acids. NCBI's taxonomy places the organism in Eukaryota, Fungi, Ascomycota, Sordariomycetes, Hypocreales, Nectriaceae. The transcript is spliced from 2 exons. Gene Ontology annotation, molecular function: phosphopantetheine binding. The record is from RefSeq and is a predicted model, not a curated record.